Molecule: messenger RNA, 1526 nt
Organism: Diospyros lotus (date-plum)
Lineage: Eukaryota; Viridiplantae; Streptophyta; Magnoliopsida; Ericales; Ebenaceae
Product: D-amino-acid transaminase, chloroplastic-like
Exons: 5
Coding region: 334-1368 (344 amino acids)
Biological process (GO): folic acid biosynthetic process
Molecular function (GO): pyridoxal phosphate binding; 4-amino-4-deoxychorismate lyase activity
Source: RefSeq, a predicted model, not a curated record
AUGGAUCAACAAACAUGAUUCAAUAAUUAUUAUGUUGACUAUUUAUAUAAGAGGAGCCAAGCUCCUGCAGGCUCCAGACAACAGACAAGACACUGGUAGCCUCCUGGUUUCGUCGUCUUCUCUGGCUUACUCCUUUCUCCCUCUUCUUCUCUCCAUAACAAGCCACCGCCCAAACAACAGACUCUCCGUCAAAAGCGGCAAUUCCUUUUUCACCUAAUUAAUUGUUUACUCACACAUACAGACAUACAUAUGCACACGCUGAGACCCAUUUGAUAAAUGCCCCUCUAUUCCUCUGCCUUUCUCUCUAUCUCCCCGGUUUGAUUCUGAUUUACGAUGGAAACCCACAAUUCUUCUUCCGCUCUCAAAUCAGAAGGGGCUGAAAAUGCCGGUGAAUUCAAAGUUCACGUCUUCUCAUCAUCAUCAGAGUUGCUCGAAAAGCUACAUCAGAAGUGGAACGGGAAGGGGCAACUGUACCCAGCAAUGUAUUCUAGCGUUUUUGGUGGAAUUAUUCUUGAUCCAGCACUGAUGGUUAUCCCAAUAGAUGAUCAUAUGGUUCAUAGAGGACAUGGUGUGUUCGAUACAGCUAUUAUCCUUGAUGGAUACCUGUAUGAGCUGGAUGUUCACCUGGACCGCUUCCUCAGAUCAGCGUCUAAAGCAAAGAUUUCCUCUCCCUUCCCUCGAUCAACUCUUAGAACGAUUCUUAUCCAACUUGCAGCAGCAUCUCAGUGCAGGAAAGGAACUCUGAGAUACUGGCUGAGUGCAGGUCCCGGUGAUUUCUUGCUCACACCAGCAGGAUGUCCAACGCCUGCAUUCUAUGCAGUAGUGAUCAAGGAAGAUUUUUCGCAGUGCAGGGACGGGGUUAAGGUGAUAACAUCCAACAUCCCCAUGAAGUCACCUCUAUUUGCCACCAUGAAGAAUGUGAAUUACCUUCCAAAUGUUCUUGCAAAGAUGGAAGCUGAAGAGAAGGGUGCAUUUGCUUCCAUCUGGGUUGACGAGGAAGGCUAUGUUGCCGAGGGUCCAAACGUAAACGUGGCUUUUAUAAGCAACGAUAAGGAGCUCAUUUUGCCUUUUUUUGACAAUAUCCUUAGCGGAUGCACUGCCUUAAGGCUUCUUGAGCUAGCACCCAAGUUGGUUGAACAAGGGCAAUUGAGAGGUGUGAAAACUGCUAACCUUACAGUGGAUGAAGCUAAAGCUGCAGCUGAAAUGAUGUACGUUGGAAGCACACUUCCGAUUCUGCCAAUCAUCAUGUGGGAUGGCAAACCGAUAGGAGAUGGAAAGGUGGGAGCAGUGACAAUGGCGCUCUCGGAUCUGCUUUGGAAUGACAUGGUGGCAGGACCUGAAACUGUGAGAUUACCAGUUCCCUAUUGAAAGGAGGAAUAUGCCUGAAUCUUGCUGCAUAUGCAACUGCAUUUUCAGAUCUCUUGUUUCUGUUGCUUUUACUUUGCUUCAUGGAAUCCCUUCCCUUGCAACUGCUUGUAAAACAUUGCUUCUUUGGAAAAAGGCUGUCAUCGACAAACUUUUAAGCU